This is a messenger RNA of Melampsora larici-populina 98AG31, 1485 nucleotides long. RefSeq lists its product as uncharacterized. Bases 1 to 1485 code for a protein of 494 amino acids. NCBI's taxonomy places the organism in Eukaryota, Fungi, Basidiomycota, Pucciniomycetes, Pucciniales, Melampsoraceae. The record is from RefSeq and is a predicted model, not a curated record. The transcript has 2 exons.
AUGCUGAACGCGUUCCGAGCGACAUACGGAUACGUACCGUACGAGCCGGAGGCAGAAGUACCCAGAGGGAGGACAAUCAUACGAGAAGCCCCUCGGGUCACUUUACGAUGGCCAAGAACGGCUUCUCUAAUUGCAGACGGAGAAUCGGUCAGAGACGAACCGGCCAAAUCUCUAACGUCAAAGAAGACUCAUACCGAGUUGAGCGACCCUGCAACAAGGCGAACGCCAAUGGCGGAACAGGUGACUAGACCUACACCGGAGCCCCAGCAAACCCAAAAGAAAGCCGAGAAGGCGACGGCCAAAGAAAGCGACGACUUAGCAAACCCCGAAGACAAAAUCACCUUUGUAGACGACCAGCAACUGCCAAACAACAGUUUACUAAAGUUGUCGCACUGUUUUCACACAAAGAUGACCAAACUGAAAGCGUUCGUGCCUCUGACCGUAUUCAACAUCGACUGGAUAGAUAAAGAUGCAGAGAAAGCGAGUCAGAGGAAGGUGAAAACAGUCAAAGAGCUACAAGAGGGAGAUGAUUCAAUGCAAUACUCCGGUCUGACCCCUAAGGACGAACUUCUUUUGACGUACGGCGAUUGGCUAGACAAUAUGGACCUAUUCAUUAGAUAUGUUGACGAGUACUACAACAUGAAGACCUGCGCAGAAAAUUUCAAAAAGCACAGGCAGAACGUGAUAGACAUUCGCAGAUCGACGUCGUGCUGGACGAUAGCACUAAGAUACUGCAUCAGAGUCAGGAAGUUAGUCAUGCAAUUCCGGUUUAAAGAUGGGAAACGUGUGAUGGCGAACGCUGGUUUAAUACACGAAGACAUCCUAUGUGCAGCAAAAGACAAGGCCGACGCGUUAGGCAAGAGAAGUUACCUGGACAAUCCUUACGUCGGGGUGAAUGAAGCACACGAGCAGGCAUUGACCAAAGAAAAGAGCCUGAUCAAACGCGAAUUCGCAGCCGCCAACCAGAGCCAAAGUCAGUCUCAGAAUGGUUGGAAGAACAACGGCGAGAGCCCUCACCUAGGUGGCGGAAAGAAAAGGUACCCCAAGAACAACAACAAGGGUUUUAAGCGGAACGGGAACAAUCACCACGCCAACCACGGGAACUCCUUCGGUAGAGACCACAGAACCUUCCCCCAGUACCCUAGCCAACAGCACAGUGUACCUUAUAAUCCGUAUCACGCCUAUCAACCGUACCCGUACACGCAUGGCACGAACCAAAACUUCAUUCAAGGUGGCGCGGGGGCAGGUCCCAGCGAGCCGAGCAAUCAAUUGGCAAUCAUAGCUAAACCAGCAGUGAACGGAAGCGGAAACCAGAGCGGCGCAUUAGCAAUAGUGCACAGAAACAACGGAAACAAAUGCACCUGUGAACGGGCAGGAAGAGUGAAUACGGGACUCCGACAGAGGAAUAAGGAGGAGAAGGGGGAAUUGGGUAAAAAGGACAAACUCGUGCAGCAUGUAUACGCCGUAGUUUCUCCCGUCAGAUGA